AUGAGCGUCCAACUGCCCCCACCUACGCACCGCAAGCGCGCGCUGCCGCAAGGCGAGCUCGAAGCAGCCUCCACUCUCAAGCUGGGCGCUGAUCAACAUACGCACACCCUCUCACUUUCGGAAGCACGACUCGUUAUCCACAAGGUGUUGGAGAACAAGCGGCGCGGGGGCAACAAAUACGAGGAGCCGGAAAACUUGACCAAGACUUUGGAUUACUUGGAUGUCUUUGCCCGGUUCAAAGACGAGGAAAACAUCAAGGCAGUCGAACGUCUUUUGAACUCUCACACAGAGCUAGAGAUGUUUGAGCGGUCACAGCUGGGUAGUUUGUGUUGCGAUAAUGCCGAGGAGGCCAAGUCUCUCAUCCCGAGUCUGCAGAAUAAGAUCUCCGAUGGAGACUUACAAGAAUUGCUGGAUGAGCUGACCAAGCUGCGCAACUUCACCGAGUAA
Molecule: messenger RNA, 447 nt
Organism: Penicillium hordei
Lineage: Eukaryota; Fungi; Ascomycota; Eurotiomycetes; Eurotiales; Aspergillaceae
Product: DNA-directed RNA polymerase II subunit RPB4
Exons: 3
Coding region: 1-447 (148 amino acids)
Biological process (GO): transcription initiation at RNA polymerase II promoter; positive regulation of translational initiation; nuclear-transcribed mRNA catabolic process, deadenylation-dependent decay
Cellular component (GO): RNA polymerase II, core complex; P-body
Molecular function (GO): nucleotide binding; translation initiation factor binding
Source: RefSeq, a predicted model, not a curated record